UUAAAGCAAAACAGUGCAAUCUAUAUAGCGCAUUAACUGAACACAACUGAACACCACUUCGCACACCACCGCGCUCUUGUCGCUCUCGUUGUCCAGGCCCUCGCGUAGGCUUAACUUGCGCUGAGUACAAAUGAUCGCACUAGCAUUAAUAGUUGCGUCAGUCGCCACGCUGGCGCAGGGUCAGAUGUCGCCGAGCGUUUACGGCGGUGCUUCUGGGCCAAUGCCUGCUCCAGCCUAUGCCCCCGGGUAUUCCUCACCCGGGUAUUCCUCACCAUCGGUCUACAGCACUUACCCACCGCCGGCGCCCGUCUACGGCGGCAAUUCGCCCGUAGCUCCCACCUGCACCACCGUGACCGGCUGCCUCACCGUCAAUGCCUCAUCGGGCGGCGCUCUUGAUGCCUUCAACCUCACCGCCCAGAACUGGGUCCCCGCCAGCCGCGAUGCUUCCAACGCGGCUGCCGGCCUGCUUUACGAGUUCGGCGUCGCCGCGCCCCUCGGGAUGAGCGGUAACUUGGCCUACACCCCCUACCGCCCCUACAGCCCCGUCCCCAACUUCGUGAUUCAGGGCCUGCCUGUGGGGCUGGUCGACUUGUACGUGUGCGUGCGCGCUGCUGGCUCCGCUUCCUCCCAGCUGCCAGUGGGCCCGCGCGCAUGCGCCAGCCUGCGCGUCAACAUCAGCGGCCAGGUGUCUGAGAGCCAGGUGAUGGACCAGCUGUCCGCCAUCGCCGCCUUCACCUCCACCAUCGACCGCCCUACCGGCACCAGCGCCAGCGUGGCGGCCAUUGUGGUGGCGGUGGAGGUGUCCCAGCGCCUGGCCGCGGUGGCAGCGCUCACCAACUCCUCCAGCUUCGUGGGCAACGCAGGCAACUCCAGCACGUACAACUCGAGCCGCGCCUCCAUCACCGGCCUCGCCACCGGCCUGCUCCAGGAUGUCGUGGACCUGUCCGCCGCUGCCGCCGGCGGCCCCUCUGCCGCCGCCGCCACGCCCGCCACGCUUGCUGCGAUGGGCGCCAUGAACACUCUGUGGCCCCUGUCCGGCGACUCCAGUCGCACGCUGGUGAUCAGCCGCGUCAGCGUGAUCACGGCGCCGCUGGCGUCGCAGCAGGUGGCGGUGGAGGAUGCGGAGCACGUGGUGGGGCUGCUGACUACCAUCCUGACCGACGGGCCGGCACUGGUCCUAUCCAGCGCCUACGGCAACGCCACCAACAGCACCAGCAGCGGCGAUGGCAACAUGGGCAACAGCACCCAGAUGCAGGGCGUGUCUCAGGCCGCCAACGCGCUACUGAUGGCCGUCAGCGACAGCGCCGCCUACCUCACCCGCGGCCUGAUCAACGGCGCCCCCGCCGACGGCACCCCCGUGCGCAUCGCCACCGCCAUGCUCGCCGCCGCCGUGCAGCGCGCCACCGCCACCCUGGCCGCCGCCGGCAUCACCAUCAAGGUCGCCGCCGCCGCCACCGUCACCAGCCGCCACCGCCACAGCCGCCACCUCAUCGCCACCUCCGACCUCGGCUAUGCCGCCAACGCCCAGGUGUCCGCCAGCCUCAACCCGGCCGUGGGCAACCUGUGCUCCUCCGACCCCACCUGCUCCUCCGCCGGCCUUGGCGUGGCGGUCACCAUCAUCUCCGACCCCUCGCUGCUGCUGACCUCGCUGGGCGGCUCCGCCGCGGUCCUGGCCGCGAACCAGAGCGACUUCAUGGCCGGCAGCAGUGUGCAGCUGGUGUCGCCCUUGGUGCGGGUGACCGCGCCCGGCCUGCCCUCCACCGCCUCCAGCCUGAACACGCUGCUGUACCUGGACGUUCCCGUCAACACCUCGGCUGUGGCCGCGGGCGGCUCCACCGCCAAGCGGGUGCUGGUGCGGCUGCAGGACUACAACCUGGGGACUGCGGAUGCCAGUGCGGGCGUGUCGGCGUCUCGCUCCACUACCGUCACCUCCAACUCCACCACCGCCGCCGCGGACGGCGUUGUCAGCGGCUACAGCAACACGCUAGGUGACUUUGUGGUGAUCCAGUACAACACCAACGGAAUGGGCCAGUCGGGCGGCGGCGGUGCCGCGGGCCAGUCCCUGCCCUCAGCCCUGCUGGCCCUCACCUCAGCCGUGGGCGCUGUGCUGAUGGGAGCACUGCUGCUGUAGGCCGUAGACAUCUAGAAGCGACAGGAACACUUGGGAGUUAUUAACGAGCGUGUACUGAGACGAUUGUACAUAAACACGAGCGACGAGCGACGCGUCCGAUUCAUGCGCGUGCGGCUGAGAGGAUUCUGAGGCCGAGCGUUGUGAACUUGUGAUUGACACCACCACGUGCCGGGCGUGUGUACGAACGUGGGAUGCGGGAUGCCACCACACGGAUAUAGCUGUACGGGUUAUCGAGCGAUGUGAGUAUUCUUGUACAUACCUACAUACGAUUCAAAGCCGCAUUGGUGCGAACGGGUAGAGCGACCACGAGCGUGUACAUACGGGAGAAGAAGGAAGGAUGUGGGCUUGCAGUUGAGCCACUGCCGUGAAGUGGUGAGCGAGAGCACCGGCAUGAAAGCCGGAGGAAAGGCAUGUAACGUG
This is a messenger RNA of Chlamydomonas reinhardtii, 2551 nucleotides long. RefSeq lists its product as uncharacterized. The transcript has 8 exons. NCBI's taxonomy places the organism in Eukaryota, Viridiplantae, Chlorophyta, Chlorophyceae, Chlamydomonadales, Chlamydomonadaceae. The record is from RefSeq and is a predicted model, not a curated record. The coding region runs from base 221 to 2131 and encodes 636 amino acids.